Messenger RNA from Monascus purpureus, 3244 nucleotides. NCBI's taxonomy places the organism in Eukaryota, Fungi, Ascomycota, Eurotiomycetes, Eurotiales, Aspergillaceae. The record is from the annotation of a GenBank genome assembly.
CUUAAACCCACUUGUUGCAGUGAACAUAAAAGGCCAGCUAGGGACCUGUACACAGUUGGUCUACGUGGAUAUAUAUCACCAAUCGAUACCAGGUAAUGGAGGGAUCUUGACUUUUCAUCCACAGCAAGUGACGUAGCAAAUAUUUAUUAAUUUUCUUCAAAGAAAGCCAGUCCUAUUUGGCAUCCCAAUACGCUCCAGUUAUCUGUCUACCUACAAAGGCAGUUGGAGACCGAUAUCUGAAGCUGUAUUCGGGAUCAACGCCAGCAUCAGGUUUCAUAUCAAAAACCCCAAAGUCAAUUCAAAAGAGGUGCCUCUAUUUGCAUUCAAGUAUCAACCGAAUUGCAGAUCACGGCCAACUGAGUUCAUUGCCGACAGAACCGGUUUCGGGGUGCCUUGAUAAAGCGGCCGUCCACGCGAUCAAUUGCCUUCUUAUCUGCUCCGAAUUAUUUUCACUGGAUGGAAGAUCAAUCAUGGUGCCUGGCAAAGAGAUAACAUGCAGGAUGUUCACCCCUGAGGCCAGCCAGCCAAGCUGGAAAGAGUGUUGCGGUGUAGCCAAGAACGGAGCGGCCUAGUCUCAGAAUCGGGCAGUUAUAAAGACCAAACUCAGACCCCUCUCAGCACCCCAUAUUCUAAUAUUCUGUUAUUUUCUCAAGUGCAUCUAGACAAGUAGUUUUUGCGAUUAUUUCAUUUGACGAUCUGGACUAAGCGGGUGGCUGACACGGUCACUUGCUCACCCUCGAAGCCUGUAAUUAGAGACCAUCAUCAGGCAUCCAAGAAAGAAAAGGAGAGAGAGAGCUCUCAUCUCAGUGCAGCACAUACCAGAGAGUAGUUCUUGAGCUGGAGUAGAUGACGAGAGGAGUUGAAGGAGGUCAAAUCACCUUCAUCGAUCGCCAAGCCGAUAGAACAGAUAAAGCUACCACCUAUCGUCCAGAUCCAACUGUUUUUUUCGAACCAUGGGUCUAACUAUCCAACAGUCCGUUCCUGGCUAUCAUCUCUGCGUCCUGGUCCACGGACUCUGGGGUAAUCCGUCACACCUGGACUAUGUGGCCGCGGCGUUGAGAGAGAGAUACCCCGAUGACAAGCUUCAUAUCCUCGCUGCAAAACGAAAUGCCGGAAGGUACACCUAUGAUGGGAUCGAACUCGGGGGAGAACGGGUGGCUUACGAGAUCGAAGAGACACUAAAAGCACUGGCAGAAACGGGCUCUGAAGUCCAGAAGCUGAGUAUCGUGGGAUACUCCUUGGGCGGCCUUGUGGCUAGAUAUGCACUGGGAUUGCUUGAGGCUCGAGGGUGGCUUGACAAGCUGGAGCCUGUCAACUUCACCACCUUCGCGACACCGCAUGUCGGCGUGAGGACCCCCAACCCGGGCAUUCAUUGUCAUAUCUGGAACGUGUUAGGCGCACGAACCAUCUCCAUGUCUGGGCGGCAGCUCUUCAUGAUCGACUCGUUCAGGGAGACGGGGAGGCCUCUGCUUAGUGUCCUGGCGGACCCGGAGAGUAUCUUUAUUCGGGCGUUGACUAGAUUCAAGAACCGAAGUGUCUAUGCGAACGUUGUGAACGAUCGCUCUGCCGUAUUUUAUACCACUUGCAUCUCAGCCACUGAUCCUUUCCAAGACCUUGGGAAUAGCGAAAUGGAGUUGAACUACGUCAAAGGCUACGAGCCCGUCGUCAUAGAUCCGGACGUUUAUACCUUGCCUCCUACGGAUAGAGAGCAUGCCUCUUUUGCCUUGAGCACCAAGGCAAGACUUACGAGAGCAAUCUCCAACCUUCCUUUCUUGCUGACCAUUUCGUUUGUCGUGCCAAUCGCCAUGACGUUGUUCCUGCUAAAUUCAGUCGUGCAGAACUUCCUCAGUCGGCGACGAAUACGUCUUCACGAGGAGGGAAAGACGGGCGUCCUCUUUGGAGACUACAGAGUGCCUCUUAUUAUCCAGGAUAUGCGCAACGCCGUCGAAGACGCGUUCCAGGACGUCAACCCCGGCCAGGAUUUGAAUUAUCACCCUGCUUGUGAUAGUGGCGAGUUCGAAGCUGAAUUUGGAAGAGAGCAAAUGCCUGCACAAAGUUCCGCUGUAGCAAAUGAGAAUUUGGAUGACCGAGCAGAGCUGCCACUUCUCCAAAAGCCUAGCGAGACAGAGGACAGUUCGCAGCGAAACCAAGAGGAUAACAUCGCCUCCGAGAAUGAUACCAGAAGCGGCCCACCGAAGCUGGCGCUGACACCAGCACAGUUUGCCAUCAUCGACUCUCUCAAUGCAGUGAGAUUCCGUAAGUACCCGGUCUACAUCCACAAUCACCGGCAUAGCCACGCUGCCAUUAUCGUGAGGAUGCCCAAAAAGGGAUUCGAGGAGGGAAAGAUCGUCGUCAAGCAUUGGCUGGAUAACGAGUUUAAGGUCUGAUCUCAUGCGGGGGGUGGGCCAUUCACUUGACCGGCUAUUGAACCCGGGGGACCCUACGCGGUGCGAGAAGUCUGGAGAGAACAGUGAGCGCAACGAUGUCGGUAUCGGGGGGAGCCCGUUAAAAAGCCGUUUCCAUGGAGAUUUUCGAUAGGAUAUUCGAGUCUAGGCAACGCUUGACGGCAGCUAACUCUUCAAAACUCCCCGAAUAUCCCCGGACUUUCCCGCCGGAUCAAUCGAGUUCGAGUGGCUCACUUACCACGCGGGGUAGUAUUAUUAUAUUUAUGACGAUUAUGAUCUAUCUCGUCCAGUCAUGCAGUUGGCCCUUUUGGCCUAGAACAGUCCUCUCGGCUCCCGAGUUCUGCCGUAUAGAACCAGGAAAGAACGAAAGAACGAGAAGAAAAUGAAUAAGAUUUCUUAACGGACCAUGAUCGAUUAUCGAGCUUCCCUGCUUCUUAUUUUCCUUCACUUAACUCAUACCCUUCCUUAUGGAUGACGAUAAACGAGAAUAAUUGGCUGGAAUGAUGUUUGUUAUGACGUCGGCGAAUCCACUCAUGACCGUUGUUUAAGAUUCGUUACUGAAGUCUGUGUCUGUUGUCCAUGAUGGAGUUGAUUGGUUUCUGUUUUGUUUCCUUUCCUUCUUUUCUGUUAAUGGAUGGAUCAGCAUGUGUCAAGGGCCAUCUCAUCUAUCUGACCUCAAGCAUUUUCAAAGAAUUUCAUUCUUUCUUUUCGAACAGCCUAGAGGAAUGAUGGGACCGGCUACGCCACUGUCUGGACUUUAUUUUGGAUUGGUUCCAUGGACCCGAACCCUCGACAUACUACUAACUAUACCAUGCACAUCAUAUUAAAUUGAAACCCAU